This is a messenger RNA of Lachancea fermentati, 1842 nucleotides long. NCBI's taxonomy places the organism in Eukaryota, Fungi, Ascomycota, Saccharomycetes, Saccharomycetales, Saccharomycetaceae. The record is from the annotation of a GenBank genome assembly.
AUGGGUAGUAGACGUGCCAAAAACAAGCAAGGAGCUCCACCCAGCUUUGAAGAGUUCCAAGCUAAGAAAGAGAGGAAAUUGAACAAGAAGAAGGAAGCAGAAGAGAAAAAAGAGAAACCCAAGAGAAAAGCCGAAAAUGUCAAUGAAUCGAAGAAGAAGAAGAAAAUAAAGCAGAAAACCACGAAUGUAGAGGAUGAAGAGGCUGCUGAACCCCAAGAUCUUCCCGAAGUUGAUUUGGAAGAGCUAUCAAAGGCCAAAAAAUCUCUAUUCGAUGACGACGAAGAGGAAGAAGAACUCGACGAAGAAUUGCAAGACGAGUUUGACCUCGAGCAAGAGUAUGAUAUCGAUGAUGAUGAAAGUGCUCGUGAACGUCCCAUGUUCUCUGACGAUGAGGAGGCCGAUAUGGAGGAACUAAACGCUGCAAACAUGGAAGCUCUGUCAAGAAAGCUUGACGAAGAGCAAGCCUUUGAGGAAGAAGAGGCAGAGAAAGAACUUGUUGAAGCUGAUCAGAUGCAACCAAGAGCUGAUAUCUUACCUACUGCCGAAGAGGAGGAGAUCAUGAGUCAACAGCCACCCGAUUUGACUGCAAUCAGAACUCGGAUGAUUGAAAUAGUCAAAGUGUUGGAAAAUUUCAAACAGCUGGGAGCUGAGGGUAGAUCAAGAAGUGAAUACACAGAUCGUCUUUUGAAGGAUAUUUGUCAAUAUUUUGGCUAUUCCUCGUUUUUAGCAGAAAAGCUCUUUAAUCUUUUCUCCCCAACUGAAGCCUUGGAAUUUUUCGAAGCAAAUGAAACUCCAAGACCAAUCACAAUCAGAACCAACACACUCAAGACAAGAAGAAGAGAUUUGGCUCAAACACUAGUCAAUCGUGGUGUCAAUCUACAGCCAAUUGGAACGUGGACAAAAGUCGGGUUGCAAAUUUUCGACUCACAAGUCCCUAUCGGUGCAACCCCAGAAUAUUUGGCAGGUCAUUAUAUUCUGCAAGCUGCUUCUUCCUUCCUUCCGGUGAUCGCUCUAGAUCCACAUGAGAAUGAAAGAAUUUUGGAUAUGGCCGCAGCACCUGGUGGUAAAACUACCUACAUUUCUGCGAUGAUGAAAAACACAGGGUGUGUUUUUGCCAACGAUGCCAACAAAGCCAGGACAAAGUCUCUUAUUGCUAACAUUCACCGUUUAGGUUGCACUAAUACCAUUGUGUGUAAUUACGAUGCCCGUGAGUUUCCUAAAGUCAUUGGUGGCUUCGACAGAAUUCUACUGGAUGCACCAUGCUCUGGUACUGGUGUUAUAGCAAAGGAUCAGUCAGUCAAGGUUUCUCGUACAGAGAAAGACUUUAUGCAGAUUCCACAUUUGCAAAAGCAGCUUUUACUAUCUGCAAUCGAUUCCGUGGACUCGCAAUCAAAGACUGGAGGUGUUAUCGUUUACUCUACCUGUUCUGUUGCAGUUGAAGAAAAUGAGGCCGUGGUUGAUUACGCAUUGAGGAAAAGACCUAAUGUGAAAUUGGUAGACGCUGGUCUUGCCAUUGGACGUGAGGGUUUUACAAGUUUCAGAGGAAAGAAGUUUCAUCCUAGUGUUAACCUAAGCAGACGAUUUUAUCCACAUGCCUACAAUGUUGAUGGGUUCUUUGUUGCGAAGUUCAAGAAAUUCGCACCAUCUAAGCACGAUGACAACCAAGCCAGUGCUAAAGAAAAGGAAAGCGCCGCUAGACAAGAAGCUUUGGAAGAAGGUAUCAUCCAUGAUGAUUUUGCCAGUUUCGAUGAUGAAGAGGACAAAAAAUACAUCGAAAAAUCUAAAAAAGUCAGCUUGCUCAAAAAGGGUGUUGAUCCUAAGACCAGUAAACCAAAAAAAUGA